Varanus komodoensis (Komodo dragon) is the source of this 5848-nucleotide messenger RNA. RefSeq names its product zinc finger GRF-type containing 1 (gene ZGRF1). Gene Ontology annotation, cellular component: site of double-strand break; nucleus. Gene Ontology annotation, biological process: double-strand break repair. Gene Ontology annotation, molecular function: zinc ion binding; helicase activity. Bases 245 to 5587 code for a protein of 1780 amino acids. The transcript has 26 exons. NCBI's taxonomy places the organism in Eukaryota, Metazoa, Chordata, Lepidosauria, Squamata, Varanidae. The record is from RefSeq and is a predicted model, not a curated record.
GACACAUGGUGAACAUCCGUAAAAAAUAGCAACUGGAAGCUGUCGCUGGCAAUGAUUCUCAGAGUUUAUAGCCUGGAAUUGCCCUCCUACACCAGAGUACCUUCGAGAUAAAAACACCAACUGGAAAUCCCAUUGAAUCCCAGUAACUCUGAAUAUCACGAUGCAAGAAAAAUGGGAUACAACUGUGACAACAAUGUAGCAUGAAAUUUGGAAACCAGUGAUGUGAUCUUGUUUGACCAAAGUGAUGGCUUGUCAAGAGUUUACUGUUUUAUACACACAUCAGAAGACUAAAAAAUCCAAAGUCUGGCAAGAUGGAAUUUUAAAGUCCACUGUUGGGGGAAAUAAGGCAACCUUAUUUGAUGACAAAGGUCAGAUUUUGGAUAGCAUUUUUGUGAAGUUUCAGGUAAAGUCUGGCGAUGACUUGGAAAGUGAAAGAUAUUUAAUCACAGUUGAAGCUGAAAAAUCAUCUGAAACUGGAUGUAGUGAUCUGCCAAAGAACACAGGAGGACCAAUGUUACCAAGGAAUUGCUUGAAGUCUUUUUCCUCUUCAUCCCUACACCUGCCAGCAGGCCUAAAGCGCAAACAUACUGGUUCCCAAGGACCAUGUCGGAUGAAAAAGAAAAUGGCAAUGGAAGAACCUGAAAUAGAAGUAUCAUCUACAUCCAAGGGUCUUCAUUCAUCCUUUUCUUCUCUGUUAUUUUCUGUUCCUUGCAAGAAAGAAGAAACCAACUUUCUCAGAAACAAUGAUGGGGAUGCUUUCAUGAAGGAACAUGAAGACAUUGAGUCUCUCUCAGUUUUGACUGUCACUCCUUGUACUGAUAAACAUAAAGUGGUGCUGAGUAGAAAUCAUAAUACUGAUGGUGCAGAUGCUGAAUAUAUAAAGCCAGAAUUUCAACUGGAUAAUGGAAUGGUCAAAUCAAACUAUUGUGCAAGCAGUGACGGGACAGUUUCUCAGAACCUCAGGAGUAAAGCACAAAUUUUAGCACUACUAAACAGGGAGCAACCUGUAAAAGCCUCAGGGGAGGAAACUAUUGCCUCACUGCAAAAUCUCUCACUGCCAUCAAUUAAGUCAAAAUUUCAACUGAAUGGUCUGCCCUCAAGAAGCACAGAUUCUUUCUUAAAAAAGAAAAUGACACUUGUGUCGCAAUGUGCAAAUAACACUAAUAAAGACAGCACUAGACACAGAGAGCUGCUGAAGACUGAAAAAACCGUGCAGGCUAAAAGUCGAUGGGAUGCGUACUUGCCAUUAUGUUUAACAGAGGAAUUGUCUGAUAUAGAUGACACAGAGCAGAACAACACCAAUGCUAGCAAUUUGCACCCCGUUAAAAAGGACUUAAAGGAGAAUAGCACUGUUAAUAGGAACCAAUAUAGAGAGGAUAAUAAACAGAUUUUACAAGUAUCUCCUUCCUUGGAGAGCAAUAUUUUUCCUUUUAAUAAAAGUUAUGUCAAAAACCAACUGCAUGGGUUUAUACCAACUCAAUCUAUCGUAAGUAAAGGCAAUGAGAUUGAAGUGUCAUCUUUUGCUAGUAAUCCUUAUUUAAAUUGCAAAAAUAUAUCAAAAACAUUAAAAGAUGGAAUCUUCAAAUCGAGUAAAUGCACCAUUAUUGGUAACUUAGAAGAGAUUUGUCAGCAGUCACCAAAUGAAUCUGAUCCAGUAGUAUGUUCUACACAUUUCUCAAAUAACUCUGCACAAGGAAAUCUUGAUCUGGAUAACCAGUUUACAGAGGUUAACUUCAGUCUGUUAGAAACAUGUGAUUUUAGUGACACAGAAGAAAGAGAGCUUUGUGUAAAAAACUCAGUGUGUUUUAAAGAGGAAACUGAAACACAACUGGAGGACAGUGUUCAAAAGAACUGUGAUACAAAGGCAAGUAGUGAGGGGAAAGAUAAUCUGCAGUCAGCAUUUCUACAAGACAGAGAUAGAAUUCCUAUCUCAGAAUCUCAGCCAGUGAAGCUUUAUGAUGAAAUCUUGAUGGAGCCUAACAAAAUGAAGAAAAACUGUAUUAAAAUGCUGCAGCAUUCAGACACUACAAUUGUUGAUGCAAAAAUAAUGGCAAAUGCAGUGGAUGCUCAAAAUAUAGGUGAUAACGGAAAUUUUGUUUGUACUGGCAGAGACUUGUUAAUAGAAAAGAACGUGCACUGUGAAAUGAAUGACACUAAGCAAAAGUUUGCUGAAGCACCUUCCUCUGAAGUUGUGCAAAUAACAUCUUGUCUGUAUUCUGAUUCUCCUACAUUGAAUUCGUGCUUAAGCAAUGAUGGAGAGACCUCCACAAGAGCAACAGUAAAUAUGAUACAGGGCCACAUUCCUUUUGAAGUAGUCAACAAAAGUCAACAAAAGCCUUCCGAGUGUCAUUUUUCUCCAAGUCCAAGAAAUGAAGAAGUUGUGGUAGACAUGGAAGAACAGGAAUUCCUGAUGUCCAGAAUUGUUCCAGAUUUGUCUACAGACAAUGAAACAGACUUGUUCAGGAUGGAGGAGCCCAGUUGCCCAAAAGAGAAUGAUAUAUCUAUGCUCCUAUCCACUACUAGAACACAAAUUCCGGUUGUGACUGCACCUGUAAAUGAAGAACUGUCCAACUUAGAUUAUUCCAGCGCAAAAGCCAUUCAACAGUCCUUUCAUUUCUCAGAAGUCAACAUAUAUGACAUGUCAGAAGCAAUAGUGCCUGAGGACAGGAUGUGUGAAACUUUUACAGAAGAAAAGUGUAUAGGGGAAAGAGAAGUGUUGCUUACACAGUAUGAAUACCCUAAUACAUCAGAACAAAAGCAGCAAAGCAAGUGGAAGAAAUACCAAAACACAAAUCAUGGUGAUUUGAGAACUCAAAACAGUAGUGAAGUGUCCAUGACAGAUAACAUCCGAGCUGAGAAUAUCUUAGCAAUGUCUCUGGAUGACACAGGAGAAGGUCACAGUGAAGCCAUCAAUAAAAACCCUCCAGACUCUGCCCAUCUGCAGAUGAUGAAAAGCAUGCUUUGUAAACAGCAAAGAAACUUUAGCAGCCAAGAUUCUGUUUCAGAAGGAAAGAUACCACCUCUGCAUUUCAGUCGCAAAUGCUUCACUAAAGAAGCACCAAAGAUCACUUCUGGGCUGUCCUUUCCCAGUGUGGAAAUGGUAAAGCACUCUAAUGUACUGAAAAGGCAGAUAUGUAUCCCAGUUGAGUUUCAAUCUCCUGCACAUUAUAAACAGAUUUUUACUGCUGCUUUAACAGAACAUUUAAACAUAUUGUUGUAUGACCUGUCACUAAAACUGCACAAAGCUCUUGGAAAAGUGGAUAUAUCCUUCUGUACCUCCAUGGAAGGAGGCCAAGAGCAAGAGAAUUCUGCACCACUCUGCAACCACAAAAUUGCAGCUAAACUACUUGUAGUUAAAAAAGAAGGCCAACACAAGGGACGACUUUUCUAUGCCUGUGAUGCUCGUAAAGCUGAUCGGUGUGAUUUUUUUAAGUGGCUAGAGGAUGUAAAACCUGGACAGAUCGCACAUAGGCCUAGAGUUGUUCUUCAUGAUAUGAAGAGCAUUGGAACUUACCUCAGGUGUCAAAAUAUUUAUCUCUAUGAAGAAUGCCAGCUUUUGAUGAGAAAAACUUUUGAUUUUCAAAGAAAGCAAUUUGGUAAGAUGGGAAAAUUUAAUAUUUCAAAGGUUAGCCUUGAUUGUGAUUCUACAGGUAAAUUAUAUCUUAAGCUGAACCGAAAAGAACACUCCUCUUUCUACAACAAAGAUGAUAUUUGGGUUAUUUCCAAAACUCUGAUUUUUGGACCUUUGGACACAUUCAUUGCAUGCAGUGUUUUCUUUGGACCAUCCUCUAGCAAUGAAGUGGAGUUGGUACCUCUCAAAGGUUACAGCCCCUCAAACUGGUGCUCAAAUACAAUUGUUCAUGCCUUGCUAGUUUGUAAUGCUAGCACUGAACUCACAACUUUGAGGAAUAUAGAGGAAAACAUUGGUUCAGCUGGUUUACCUAUAAUGCAACAUCUACUCGCAAAGUCUUUCAAAAGCAUAUCUUACAGUAACAGAAUAAAGAAACAGAAAUUUAAGUCACCAGCAUCAAACACAAAUACAGAAGAUUCUGGAGUCUUGAGCCAAGAAAGUAUGAUAGAUCUGGCAAACAAGAUGAUUCAGACAUUUCAUCUGAAUAAGGAUCAGGCUAAAGCAUUGAUUGAGAUAGGUGCCAUGAUGACAUCAAAAGAAAUUGAUACAGAAAUGGGAAAACAGCAAGCCACUCCUAUAAAAGUUAUACAUGGUGUGUUUGGAUCUGGGAAAAGUUAUUUGCUUGCCAUUGUUACCUUAUUUCUGGUGCAGAUCUUUGAAUCCAGUGAAGCAAUGAAUGACAAGAGAUCAGUGCCAUGGAAAGUACUGAUUUCUUCUUCUACAAAUGUUGCUGUAGACAGAGUAUUGCUAUGCCUUCUAGAUCUUGGAUUUGAAGAAUUCAUUAGAGUUGGAAGUAUUAGGAAAAUUGCUAAACCAAUUCUUCCAUUCAGCUUGCAUGCUGGCUCAGGACCAGAAAAUGAGCAACUGAAAGAAUUGCUUGCCCUGAUGAAAGAGGAUUUAACCCCAACAGAAAAAAUCUGUGUAAGAAAGACCAUUGAACACCAUAAACUGGGUACCAACAAAGCUCUUCUGCAGCAGGUGAGAGUAGUAGGAGCCACCUGUGCAGCCUGCCCGUUCCCUUGCAUGAAAAAUCUUAAAUUUCCCAUAGUGGUUCUGGAUGAGUGCAGUCAAAUGACAGAACCUGCAUCUCUCCUUCCUAUUGCAAGAUUUCGAUGUGAAAAGUUGAUUCUGGUAGGAGAUCCUAAACAGCUACCACCCACCAUUCAAGGGUCUGAAAGUGCACAUGAUAAUGGUCUGGAGCAAACCCUCUUUAACAGACUCUGUUUAAUGGGACAUGAACCAAUAUUGCUUAGAACACAGUAUCGUUGUCAUCCUAUUAUCUCUGCCAUAAGCAGCGAACUAUUUUAUGAGAGAAAUCUGUUGAAUGGCAUUUCUGAAUUGGAUCGAACUCCUGUUGUGAAUUGGUUACCAACAUUAUGUUUUUAUAAUGUUAAUGGCUUUGAGCAGAUGGAAAGAGACAAUAGUUUCCACAAUAUGGCAGAAUCUUGUUUCAUUGUCAAGUUAAUCCAGUCUCUGAUUAUCAGUGGAGUAGAGGGAUCUAUGAUUGGAGUAAUAACCCUCUAUAAAUCACAAAUGAGCAAGAUUUCUAACUUACUUGGUGCUGUUCAGUCAGAUAUCUCACAAAUUAAAGCUGUUCAGGUGUCCACUGUUGAUGCUUUUCAAGGGGCAGAAAAGGAAAUCAUUGUCUUAUCUUGUGUAAGGACAAGACAAGUUGGCUUCAUAGAUUCAGAAAAGAGAGUGAAUGUGGCACUGACAAGAGGGAAGAGGCAUUUAUUGAUAGUGGGAAAUCUUAGCUGUUUAAGGAAGAACAAGCUAUGGGGAAGUGUCAUUCAACACUGUGCAGGAAAUAAAAAUGGAUUACAACAUGUCAGUGAGUGUGAACAGCAACUGAAUGAUAUUAUUAGAUCUUGUCUGGAAAGGAAGAAGGAAGAAGAAAUAAGCACACACACAGAGAAAUCUAAAAGUAAAUCUUUUUUAUCAAAAACAAAAGAAUAGCAAUGUGCUUUCUCUGCGAAUUAUGUAUACUAUCUUGUUGUGAUAUAUUAAGUCCCAUCAAUAUAACAGAAAAUUGCUAAAUGCUUAAGUGCAAUAAAAGGUUUGUUAACCAAGUUUUCCUAUUCAAAGGUAAUGCCAUUAGAAACUGGACAUUCUUUUUCACAUUCUCUCCCUGCUCCCACCCCGCUAAUAUGUGCUUAUUUUAAUUGUAUUUUUUGUUUACAUACUCUGGAGCAGAAUAAAGCUGGGAUUUAAACAUUA